UGUUCUUAACUUAUCUGACGUAAAACUGUUGUUCUUUGUAUUUCUUUAAAGUCGAUACUUUAUUUGUUUUUUUACAAAGUAUUGGUUGUUACCUGCUUUUUUAAUUAGGUCAUAGUUCAAGGAGCCCUUCUCUGGUUGGCACACUUCGUAUUAUUUAGAGGUCGAACGUUUGUGUAAUUCAAAACUGUCCACUUUCCUUCUCCAAGAUGUGGAACACAGUUGUGAUAAAGAAAUGCCUUUAAAACCCUUUUCAUAUCCUGUGCCAGAAACAAGGUUUUUCCACGCUGGAAACAGUAUAUAUAAGUUUAAAUUUCGAUAUGGCAACAGCACUACCACUGCAAACCUGCCAUCUAAUGAAGAGGACAUUUUACAGGAUCUUGAGGAUGCUGUACGGACUGUGCUUGGAAACCUUGAAAAUCUGCAGCCUUUUGUAACUAAGUACUUCACUGUUUUUCCUUGUAUCCUUUGCUAUUCUGUUUAACUCAGCAUUUCAAGCUGCAAGUGUGUUUUUUUUUUUUUUUUUUUUUUUUUUGACAUUUUAGGUCUAUGCGUUUGUCUUUGUAU
Protopterus annectens (West African lungfish) is the source of this 564-nucleotide messenger RNA. RefSeq names its product membrane anchored junction protein (gene MAJIN). NCBI's taxonomy places the organism in Eukaryota, Metazoa, Chordata, Ceratodontiformes, Protopteridae. Gene Ontology annotation, biological process: meiotic attachment of telomere to nuclear envelope; homologous chromosome pairing at meiosis. Bases 233 to 481 code for a protein of 82 amino acids. Gene Ontology annotation, cellular component: nuclear inner membrane. Gene Ontology annotation, molecular function: DNA binding. The record is from RefSeq and is a predicted model, not a curated record. The transcript is spliced from 4 exons.